Molecule: messenger RNA, 1376 nt
Organism: Prunus avium (sweet cherry)
Lineage: Eukaryota; Viridiplantae; Streptophyta; Magnoliopsida; Rosales; Rosaceae
Source: RefSeq, a predicted model, not a curated record
UCCACGCAAGCGUUAUUAUACACUUCAAAAAGCCCAGAUACAGGAACAAAAUAAAAAAUCUCCCGCCAUACCUAAAACAUUUGUAAACCCUCAAAAACCAGGAAUCUCAUCGAAUUUUGAUCCGGGUUUAAGAUUUGGAUCGGAAAAAUGGAGCUGACGGUGGUAGAUCUGAGCUUGUACUUGGGAUCGAAGGGCGAAGUGAAGGAGUUGUGCGGCGAGGUGAGCCGGAGUCUGAGAGAAACAGGUGCUCUGUUGGUCAAGGACCCCAGAUAUACGGCCGAGGACAACGAUCGCUUCCUCGGUAUGAUGGAGAGGUACUUCGAUAGACCGCCAGAAUUCAAGCGACUCCAGGAGAGGCCCCAAUUGCAUUACCAGGUUGGGGUGACACCAGAGGGUGUGGAAGUGCCAAGAAGCCUUGUUGAUGAAGAAAUGCAGGAGAAAUUGAAAGAAAUGCCCAAAGAGUUCCAGCCAUCCAUUCCCAAGGGGGCAGAUCGCAAAUGGCGAUACAUGUGGAGAGUGGGUCCUCGACCCUCAGAAACCCGCUUUCAGGAACUUAACGCAGAGCCGGUCGUACCCGAGGGGUUUCCUGAAUGGAAAGAUACCAUGGAUUCAUGGGGUUACAAGAUGAUAUCCGCAAUAGAGGCUGUUGCUGAAAUGGCUGCCGUUGGGUUUGGCUUGCCAAAGGAUGCAUUCACAUCCCUUAUGAAGCAGGGACCACAUCUUCUAGCUCCAACAGGAAGUGACCUUCGGCGUUACGGCCAGGAGGGUACUGUGUUUGCAGGAUAUCACUACGACCUGAACUUUCUAACCAUUCAUGGCAGAAGUAGAUUUCCAGGUCUGAAUAUCUGGCUAAGAAAUGGGCAAAAAGUUGAAGUGAAGGUUCCUGUAGGAUGUCUUCUCGUUCAUGCUGGGAAGCAGAUAGAGUGGUUGACUGCAGGAGAUUGCAUAGCUGGAAUGCAUGAAGUUGUUGUAACAAACAGGACAGUUGACGCAAUGAAACUAGCAAUGGAGCAACGUCGCUCACUUUGGAGAGUAUCUUCUACAUUGUUUGCGCACAUAGCAUCUGAUGCUGUGUUAAAGCCCUUAGGUCGCUUUGUAGAAUCCUCGCUUGCCAGUAAAUAUCCGGCGAUUUAUGCAGGAGAGUUUGUUGAGCAGGAGCUUGCAGUAAUCAAUCUCAAAGGAAACAAAGGAGAACUUUGAUAACCUGUAAUAUGUGAAAAUCCUAACUUGUUAUGUCAAUGAUAUGAAAAGCAUUUGAAGAGGCCUUUGGGAAUGAGAUGAGUUGUAAUAAAGAAGGUUGGGAUCGAUGAUUAUUAACUGUGGCCUGGCCACACACAUGAGGAAAGAUUGGAGAAUUAUAUUGUCUCAUUUACUGA